AUGCCGCUUAUGCUGGACAAUCCCAUGCCAGUGGACCUCAACGAUGUUGAUGACCUUUUCGGCGAUGCCGUCGGUGUCGGCCUUUCUCUGUCGGGACGUGUGCAAAGCAAACAGCUCCAGCAACGGAUGGACGAUAUUAGGAUCCGAGGAUGUUGCCAAGCGGUAGCAUGGUCAAGGACAGGCUCAAUCGCCAACAUCACCCCCGAUGGCCAGAACGUUGAACUUCGCUACUUGCGACGUUCUCCAGACGAUGGCUCCUGGGACCUGAGCGAUCCUACCACUUGUCCCUUUGCCAAGGGCACUCCAACAAUCCCCAUUUCCUACAAUAUCAUGUACGGGCCGGCAAACAAACAGCACAACGGAUAUACUUAUGAAAGUUCAUUCGUUCACCACAGCGGGCCAUCUCACCCAAACCCGGCCAAGAGCGCUCUGUUGACCAUCACUACGCAUGGUGUUCUCAGGAUGAUCUGGUCACAAAACAACAGUCGAGUUGAGGAGACGACUAUAGAACUCGAAAGUAUAAGCGCUUCCGAUGAACUCAUCACACACGCAACCUUUACGUCUGAAAAGAAACAUCUGCUCCUUGCACUUGCAACAACUUCAAAACAAUUGAGGCUCGUCAAGAUCGAGAUCCAAUGGGGCCAAGCUUCUCAAGCGGACAAGGUCCCAGGAAGACCUGCAGGAAACCUGAGCCCGUCUUUGGUUGAGAAACACUUGGCUACCACGAACUGGCUUCAGGGCGGCCCUGGUGAUUCUAGUAUUGACGCGUCAAUGAUCGAACUCUCCCACCUAGAAGUUCUUCCCUCUCUCCUGGAUAAUACUGGAAAGAAUCCCACGUCACCUAUGGUCGUCACAGUCAAGUCGCGUACCUCCAGUGAGGGAUCCUACCAGGCUGCACAAAGUGUCCUCGACCGUUGGGAGGUUGUUGAGCAACGGCAGAAUCUAUCGUCAGCUUGGGAGCAGCUUGGCAGCCGACGAAACAGCAUUUCCUCAGAACUACCUCCUGUCACGCAACUGCGCAAGGUCGCACCUAUUACGUCUAACAAAGUUGUAGUUGCGUUCCAUACCCUUACCUUCGGCAAGAUCUUGGUGCUUGCUUUCGCAGACGGCACAGUAGAGUACCGCGAUCGACUAACAUUCGACGAAAUCUACACAACUCAGGAAUUCAACAAGAUUAUGAACCUUCGACAAGUUGGAUGGACAUUUACAGACGAAGUGCCUUGUCAACAAAUUGCCUUCUCGCCCACAUAUUGCUCAAUGGUGCAAAUGGGUGAAGACGGCAAGAUCAAAUGGACUAAGCUGCAUUACCCCAACGGUGAUAUUGGAAACACGAUGCAAGAUGCCAAUUAUGCUGGUAGCAUUGCUGCAUUAUCCGUCACUGCUGCGCCAGCCAUGUUUCACCAGAACAACUACGAUGAUAUACUUGCCAUUUACUGCCUCAGCAUCAUGAACGCGCUUGGGUUCCGUGGUGAUCUCAGUCCCCGAUCGUUCCUAGGCAAAUUCUCCAUGCUCUUUCUGAACGUCCGGAACGUGGUUGUUCUCAUUACUAUUGCCAGCAACACGCCUGUUACGGUUAGAGAAAAGCUCAGUCCUUUGGACGAACCUGAGGUCAUGGCGACACUUGUUGGCUGUGCAAAGUGGGCACUUGAUCUGAUUGCCUGGCUUAUGGACUCUCUAUUUGAGCUUAUGAAUGACAGCCAUUUCCAAUCACUGUUGACUCGGGAGCGCUUCAGCGAGGUGGCUUCUUACCUUCAAGAGAAGAACAACGUUGCCCUUCACUUCUUAAUGAGCUCAUCUAGUCGAGGGUUCCUUUCAGCAGUUUGUCGAAGGCUGGCACACUUGGAAGGAUUGAGUGGCCGGGCCAUCGAGUUCUAUAGGAGGCAGUCAGCUGUCGUUGAGGGUGCUUCGGGCAGGGCGGCCCCUCAGCUGCAACAGGCAUAUCAGGCAAUGCAGCAGGUGACUUCAUCGGCACUCGUCAAGGUUUCCGAAGUUGAAACUCUCCUCACCGAGCUUAGCAAGGAGAUACGACAAACCUACCAAAUCUUCCUGCCAAGCUUCGUCAAGGGUCAGGCGAACCCGCCACAGGGAAAGCAAAUUGACAUGGCAGUCAAGUCGACUCGCUCGCAGAUAGAACUCUCCAUGCUUCUGUCAGGAUCACCCCCUUCGGCGUUUAUCCAGAUCAUCAAGAAGUUCUUCGCCACAGACCUUCCGUUGUUUCGAAAGUCUGUGGAUCCGGGCCGACUGUUUUUUGCAAAUUACGAUCUUCUCGAGGUCCAGGAUGACGAACACAGCUUGGCGGCUAAGAAGGCACGGGGUACGCUGUACGUCGAUGUAUUCAAGCGGAUGCAGAUCAGACCCUCCCCCAACAAGCAGUGGAGGCGGUGCUCGAGGUGUACUGCUGUGAUGGAGGAUAUCUUUGGGAGUAGACCUGGGUUCACGUUUGUCCUGGCACAGCAACGCAAGUGCUCUUGUGGAGGACAAUGGACAUUGCUUCCUAAAGGAAAUGUUGCGUGA
Fusarium graminearum PH-1 is the source of this 2514-nucleotide messenger RNA. RefSeq lists its product as uncharacterized. NCBI's taxonomy places the organism in Eukaryota, Fungi, Ascomycota, Sordariomycetes, Hypocreales, Nectriaceae. The coding region runs from base 1 to 2514 and encodes 837 amino acids. Gene Ontology annotation, biological process: positive regulation of DNA-templated transcription. Gene Ontology annotation, cellular component: mediator complex. The record is from RefSeq and is a predicted model, not a curated record. The transcript has 8 exons.